Messenger RNA from Paraglomus brasilianum, 149 nucleotides. The record is from the annotation of a GenBank genome assembly. Lineage: Eukaryota; Fungi; Glomeromycota; Glomeromycetes; Paraglomerales; Paraglomeraceae.
AGAUGAUUCUUCGAAAACGCAAAGAACAGCUUUUGUCUCCCGACGAUCGAGAGAAUGUAUUAAAUAGAAUACACAAGUUCCUCCUCACCACCUUGGCUGAUGAGACGAGUUUAGGAAGAAUACCCACAGACAAGUUUGUCAUAAAUAAG